CAAACUUCCGCUUGCGUCUGCCGCUGUACACGUUGGAACCUGGUGAAAAUCGGACUUAUUACGGUGCCAAAGUGGCCUUAUUUAUUUAAUGCGUGUUCUUGCUCGUCUAUACGUCACACUAUGUGCUCCAUGCGAAUGCUUAUAGCUUUUGUGGCCAUCGUACAGACUGCGUCUGGUGUAGAGCUGACUUUUGAGCUGCCGGACAACUCCAAACAGUGCUUUCACGAGGACAUCGAGGCUAACAAACAGACCACGGUGGAAUUUCAGGUGGUCACAGGCGGCCACUACGAUGUGGACAUGACGCUGAAGGGGCCGAAUGAUGAGACACUGUACCAGGGUGUGAAAAAGCAGUUUGACACGGUCAAGAUCAUGCCCAAGACGACGGGCACGUACACAGCCUGCUUCUCAAAUGAGUUCUCCACCUUCUCGCACAAGAUGGUCUACAUGAACUUCCAGGUGGGCGAGGAGAAGCCCUUGCCGGGACUCGGCGAACACUACACGGCCAUGACCAAGAUGGAGUCUUCGUCCGACAAUAUGCACAGCAACCUGAACACCAUAGUGGACUACCAGACGCACCACCGGCUGCGCGAGGCACAGGGCCGCAAGCGUGCCGAGGACCUGAAUGCACGAGUGCUUUACUGGUCGAUCGGUGAAACUGUAGCCAUGCUGGUCAUCUUCAUCGGACAAGUCUUUGUACUCAAGGGCUUCUUCACAGAGCGCAAAACCAUCGUGUCCACGUAAAACUGCUCCCCGGGCCCUUCCUGCCUCACUGUUGCCAGCCACAAUCCGCCCUUUUCUGACUGAGCCGCCUUCGUUUUGCCCAUUUCCCUGUUUCUUUUAUUUCUUUUCGUUUUUUUUUUAUUCACUGGGAUAAUACAGCACAUUGCUGGUUGCUCGAUCACAGGGCACCGGGAACUGUACGUGGUAGAAGGCGAUGUCAAGGUGAUACCUACACACAUCUGAUGGAACUGGGGGGGUGUGGUUGGAACUUAGUCAUUGCACAGUUUUCAGCCAUGCGUUGAUUUGAAGUGAGCAUUCCAGGAAUGCCGAUUACGAAUUGACAGCAUUGCACAGCUCUCAUUGAAGUCGAUGGUUUUACGAUCAAUCGUUGCACAGCCUCAUUGAAGGGUGCAGCAAAGAGCAAGCAUAAUCUCAGUCCUUUCUUCUUUUUUUUUUGUCUUCCUUUUUUCUUUAUUGUGGACCCAGGGGCCCUUGGAAGGCACAGGGUAUUAGACAGCUAAUGUUGACAGAUUGGUUAGGGAAGGAAAGCUGCGAGGCAUUUAUCUUGUGUUACAUGAUUCUGAAGCACUCUCUGUCAUCGCUACCGCUCAACAUGUGCUGCUAGUGAGGUGUGGACCAUCGGAGAACAUGUUAAGCAGUGUGACAGUGGCAGAAGCUGAUCUGUGAGGCUUAGAUAAAUGAGCCACAUUUCAGUAAAGGUUACCCAAAAGGGCUCAUUGCUAAAGGGUGUUCACUAAGAAACUUGCUUGUCUGGUAAGCAUCACAAUCAUGUCCCUGUAUGACUGUUGAAUAGGACAUUUAAUUUUUAAUGUAAUGAAACCAGUAAGGCAAGUAGGAACUUAAAACAAUUGUGCCCUUGGUGUAUGUACAAUGAAUGAUACGAAAUUCAUUAAAAAGCAAUGCAACUUCAUAAGAAGCCAACAGACCAGGUUGAGCCCACUAGCAUCUUGUGUGGAAAAUUAUGCUUACCUAAUUCAUAGGACGUCCCCAAGGCAGAUGUAAUGCUCUCAGCAGCCAAGUGCUUGCUGUUAUGUCUUUGUGGAUGUGGCAAAUCCAUGGUGCAAGCUUCUGCUAUGUAGGGCUGUGGAUAUUCUCAAAGGAAGCAGGGUGGCCCAGAGCCUAUGUUGUCUCAAUGAAUACUGUCUGAGGAAAAUUUGUUACUGAAAGAGUGCACAGACAGAAAUUUAGAAAGUAACGAACCAUACUUGAAGCGCAAAAUUUUCCACUCAUUUUCAUCAUGAUUGAAUGUCCUUGAGAAGGUAUGCACCUUAUUGUUGUGUCCCUGUAUCCAUGCCCAUCCCAGUGCUUUUCACAGAGCAGUCAUGAUUGGUAUCUCCUCACACUAGCUUGAUGUCCCUUAUGCCAUGCCAUGUAAAUAUCUUUAUAUGAUAAUUCAUAGCAAAGAGUUGUACAUCUUGGUGUGAUGAACCGAUGAGCUGAAGAACGGAAUUUAGAAGUUAAUAUUUUUAAGAGCACCUAUUCUAAGGCCAGUAGUUAUCCAUCGUAGUGAAGCGUGGGAAAACAGCUUUUUUUCUUUCUUUUUUGUGAUCUGGAGACCGCGUCGCAAUUGGAGAGUGACCAAUAAAGGGAGCACUUGCACUACGAAAA
Messenger RNA from Rhipicephalus sanguineus (brown dog tick), 2349 nucleotides. RefSeq names its product transmembrane emp24 domain-containing protein 7-like (gene p24-1). Gene Ontology annotation, cellular component: endoplasmic reticulum-Golgi intermediate compartment; endoplasmic reticulum; Golgi apparatus. NCBI's taxonomy places the organism in Eukaryota, Metazoa, Arthropoda, Arachnida, Ixodida, Ixodidae. Gene Ontology annotation, biological process: endoplasmic reticulum to Golgi vesicle-mediated transport; intracellular protein transport; Golgi organization. The record is from RefSeq and is a predicted model, not a curated record.